Molecule: messenger RNA, 1227 nt
Organism: Danaus plexippus (monarch butterfly)
Lineage: Eukaryota; Metazoa; Arthropoda; Insecta; Lepidoptera; Nymphalidae
Gene: Marc
Product: mitochondrial amidoxime reducing component 2-like
Exons: 8
Coding region: 147-1145 (332 amino acids)
Molecular function (GO): pyridoxal phosphate binding; catalytic activity; molybdenum ion binding
Source: RefSeq, a predicted model, not a curated record
AACCAGUACAGUCGGCCCCCGGCCCACAUGCCGAGGAAGACGACUAGCAAUAAUACUAUAAUUAAGUGUUGGCAACACUAGCAAAUGUUAACUUCACUCCUGUAGAUUUACGUUUGAUUUAGAUUAUAAUUUAUUUGUCGGCAGUCAUGUCACAGGGGUCGUAUCUAAGUGCAGCGGUCGCUACAACAGGCGUCCUCGCUGGUGCAUACUGUGCGUAUCAUCUUUAUAAUGAAGCUCAGAAACGUAAGCUACCAACAACAUGGAAGGAAGUUGGCACUUUGAAGGAUAUUUAUAUAUAUCCUAUAAAAUCUUGCGGUCCGGUGCAAAAGGACAGAGCUGAAUGCACUUUACUCGGUCUAAAGGACGGUUGGUUACGAGACAGAACUUUGAUGGUAGUUGAUAAUAAUUACAACUUCGUCACUGCAAGGGCAUAUCCAGAAUUGCUAUUGGUCCGUCCAACAAUAAGAAAUUCUGUCUUAUCCUUACAACAUAAUGACAUGGAAAUACUUAACAUGGAUCUGUCAGAGAUAGUCUCUUUGCAAACCGCAAAAACUGCAACAGUGUGGGGUGUCCAAGUUCCUGUGUAUGAUUGCGGCUGGGAACCCAGCGAAUGGUUUUCCAGAUUGUUACACAAAUCUGCAGCCGACUUUAGAUUGGUGCUGUAUGCUUCGGAUAAAAGCCGCAACUUGAGAAGCACUACCAACAAAAUAUACAAAUUCACUAAGACGGAUACGGGAGCGCUUCCUGACGAGGUACCGUUUAAUUUGAUCAACGAGGCCUCUAUAGACGAUCUUAAUUCAAAAUUGCAAGGAAAAAAAGUUUGCUACAAAAACUUCAGACCGAACUUCUUAAUUACCGGCGCUAGGCCUUACGAAGAAGACGAUUGGAAAUAUGUUAAAAUCGGAGAAAACAUCUUCGAAGUGAUCAAGCCAUGCACGAGAUGUAUCAUGACGACCAUCGAUCCCGAAACAGGCGUUCGUGAUUCAAAUGCGGAACCUCUGGAAACGUUGAAGAAAUACCGUCAAUUAGAAAAUCCUGACGCUAGACGCUCGGCCGGGGAUUCCCCGCGUAUGGGACUGCAAAUGUCACUUCGCUCAGGCAACGACGGCAUCGUCUCGAUCGACGAUCGUGUCUAUGUAGCUUAAUGUCUAGUAUAAUCUUAUAUAACAGAAAAUAAAUUAAAGAAGAUGAUUUUAUUGUGUAUGAUCAAAUAAAUUUUGUUUUGUA